UAUUUGAAAAACACACUCCGACUAUUUAAAAGAACCCCACAUAACAAACGGUGUCGUUGAGCUCAUCACAUGUACUUCCAUAAUAAAGCUACUUUACUAGUUUAACUAGAAAAAAAUAAAACAAAACAAAAGUCUCUCUCUCUCUCUCUCUCUCUCUCUCUCCCUCACAUGGCUCUUGUCUUAAACCGCGUUAGAUCGGCUUCGGUCUUCAUGUUCAACGUAACAUUCCUCUUCAUCUUCGCCGAAGGCCUGCGACCUUCCGAUCAUGGCCUACAGUAUCAAUCAAGCUCACCACCGACUGAAUCUCAAUCACCUCCCGGUAAAAUGAUGUCCUUCUUCGGAGAUUCCCGUUCUUCUCCUCCUCCUUCUCAGCUCCUUCCCAAAGCUACGGAUACAGACGGCGGAGACGACGACACCUGGUGGCGUGACGGAGCUGCCAACAGACGCGAGCAAGUGAUGAGGCACGUGUUUCUUGCGGCGAGCAUCAUAUGCGGCGUCUCCGGCGUUGCGCUUCUUGUGGUUUUCACUUUGGUUUACUUCUUUAGGUAUCGGAAUCAGAAUCAAAAUCCAUCCAACUUACCCUGUUACUGAUUUAAAGUAGAUACUAUUCGAUUUCUGUAUACAUGGAUUGUUUCUAUUAUUUUAUAUAUAUAUGUAGAGCAUUUUGCUUUAUUUCAACGACU
Raphanus sativus (radish) is the source of this 683-nucleotide messenger RNA. RefSeq lists its product as uncharacterized. Bases 169 to 591 code for a protein of 140 amino acids. NCBI's taxonomy places the organism in Eukaryota, Viridiplantae, Streptophyta, Magnoliopsida, Brassicales, Brassicaceae. The transcript has a single exon. The record is from RefSeq and is a predicted model, not a curated record.